Messenger RNA from Paramuricea clavata, 10868 nucleotides. The record is from the annotation of a GenBank genome assembly. NCBI's taxonomy places the organism in Eukaryota, Metazoa, Cnidaria, Anthozoa, Malacalcyonacea, Plexauridae.
CGUUGUAAUCCGAAACUUUACGAGUCUUCCCGAAGAAGACAAAAAUCAAUAUGGCGGAAUUAAACCUAGGGGUCGAAGAAUUUAUAACAGGUAUUGACGUUAUUUUCUCUAUUUUUAUUAAGCUAAUAAUAUCACCAAUAGAUAUAACGCUUUUCUUUUUAGUGGGAAUAUUCCGUUUGCGAUUAAAAUACUUGGCUCUUGGAGUUCUAACUGUCCAGACGUCAACAAUGGUCUUGGUACUUCGUUAUUCAAGAACAAUUAACAUUGCUAAUGGCCAAGAACCUUACUUGUCAUCGACUGCUGUAUUCUUAUCUGAAGUCUUAAAACUAUUUAUAUGCUUGUUUAUUGUCCUCAAUGACUCAAGAUUUCAACCCAAGGUGUUUUGUAAUGCACUGAACGAGAACGUUUUUUCUAAACCAACAGAUACAUUAAAAAUGUGUGUUCCUGCUUUUUUAUAUACUGUUCAAAAUAAUCUGUUAUACCUGGCAUUAUCGAAUUUGGAUGCUGCUACUUAUCAGGUUCGUUAACAUAUUUGUUAUGCUCCUCCCCCAGGGUAGGGGCAUGGGCGAACCCAAGGGAAAUUGAAAGCCGAUCGAAGAUUCUAUCACAGUGCAUCGACGACAGGGGUCCGACACGGCUGAAAUCUCGUACACUCGACUCAGAAAUCAACAGAAAUGAAACCCGAAAUCAAGAAAUCACGAGAGAGAUAUGUGAAUUUUGAAAUCAGAAAUCACUGAAACUUUGUUAUUAUUGAGCCCACAGUCUUAUAUGACAGUGGUAACUCACAGAAAUCAGGAAAUCGGGUUAGAAAUCAGGAAAUCAGGUCAGAAAUCACGUUAGUGCAUGGACCCCGCAGUGAUUUUCUGAUUAGGGGGGGGGACUGGUAUUGAGAUGAAGUAAGUUUGUGGUGCAGCAGCGAUCGAACCUUCCUGGGGGUGUCUGGGAGCGUGCCCCAAGAAAAUUUUGGAAAUUACAAGCUCCAGCUAUUUCAGUAUUUCCCACAAUAAUUUUGUUUAAAGUAUACCAUAUUUAUAUUUAUAGCCAAAUAUAUUUCUGUGAAACAGGACAAACAGGGUCUUAGCUAGAAGGCCAUGUUAUUGUGGGCAAAACUGGAAAAACACAGCAAAUUGUAUAAAUUCCAGAUUCCUGAAAUAUGUCCUAAAAUAGCCUGUUACAACCUACAUACAACAGAGAGGAUUUUCUCCUAUUUAUGUUGUAAGAAAGUUUGUAAUGGGCAUAUUUAAAACUGUGACACUGUAGAAGCCCAAAACGCUUUCAAAACUAGUAUUUUUUACCUUUCAAAACUGAUAAUUAAUCUAGUUCUGGCUAUAAUGGUAGCGUCACGUAAAAAAGGAGAAAUAUAUUUCAACUUCGCAUGCAAAGAUAGUAUAGCCAGCUGAGCAUGCAACUAUUUAACAAUUAUUGGAUGAGGUUUUUGUGAUAUGCAAAAUUAUCAAGGUCUAUAGGCGUACGAGACAGGGGGCAGGAGUUGCCCCCUCCCCCCCAAUUUUGAAAAGCCAUGGAAAUUCGGGCAAAUGCUAGGCAAAAUCAAGAUUAAAAAUUCAAGCAAACUUUCAACUGCCCCCCCCCCCCAGCGUAAAACAUCAGUCCCAUUCUCCUAUGUCAAGGUCGAGACCUUGAUAAUUUUGCAUAUCGCAAAAACCGAAUUCAAUAAUUGUUUUAUUAUAUGUUUGUUUGUGUUAAAUAUUAGACACCGCUUGCUAAUCAUUGCAGGCUUAUUUGCAGAUAACUCAGUUAUCUGCUAGCAGUUAUUAUAACUAAAUUUUCUGUAGGUUGUGUGAUUCUACGAUUUAACUGUAAGCUCUAGCUUACCCAAUCAAAUUGCUUUUACCAACUACAUUGUAUAAUUAUUUAAUAAUAACAGUAUUUAUGAUAUAUAGUACUAGUGUACCAAUUUCCAAAACCAAGUACAAAAGGGCAUAUAUGCAUUCAGUGUUAUGAAGAUGAUUUGGCGGCUGAACCUAGCUCUCCCCCAACCCCCCUGCUUGCGCAGUACGUGCCUGAUGUGGUUUGGGAUUUUCACAAUAUGUGGGCAUCCCAGCAGAGUGGGAAUAAUACUGUAAAGUAUCAUCUUUGUGCGGGGAAUGUUUCAGUAGUGCAUGCAUGGCAGUUGCAUGGAAUUGAAGGCUGAACAUUUGAGAAUGUAUUUACAGUCUGUGCUAAAUUUUGUUCUUCUGUACGAAGCUUGUUCUCAGUACAAGAUGUGAAAUAAGCACAGGGACACAGGAAUGACGUGAGGGCAAGGGGACAGAUUUUCAUAGUGGAGUCCUUCCCAUUGCAAUGGCCGUUGGAGUAAAAACAAUUUCUAAACCACCAAAAUUGACAAUUUCAUAGUCAAACCGACCCCUACGAGAACAGUGAUGUACAUUUUCCCCUAAUAAUAUCUUGAUUUGUGAUAUUGAGCUUGGCAAACAUAUAAUGACUUUUUAAAAAUCUGAAAUAUUUUCCUAAAAUCUCAAAUAUUUCCCUGAAAUCAGAAAGGGCACCUUUGCCCCUGUGUGGUUACCCAAUGCAGCAACAGCAGCAACAGCAACAGUAGCAAGAACAAAAUUUAUUAAAUAAUGUACUUUUCUGACUUUUUAACAAUUAAGUAGAAAGAAAAUAGAACUACCAAGAAAUAACCUUGCAACGUUAUAAAGAGCCAAAGUUAAAACUAGAUUCUAAAUACAGUAGGAUAGAAUGAUCAAUUCGAGCAAUUUUCCUUCACUGAUCAUUGGCUAGGACAAAUUUGAUCAGCCAAACUGUGUACUGCACUAUGGAAAUGCAAAUAUUAUGACAUGAGUAUAAAGUUUAACAUGGCUAUGGUUAAUAUGGCAGAGAAAUAUCUUUUUCUCUCUUCCCAUCUGGACAGCAUAUUCCUCGGUAUAUGAGGAAGGGUUAUGCAGAUCUUUUUUGGAAUAACUCGCGUAUAUGAUGGAAAUACAUGGCAGACAUGUUGUUACUAAAUAAAUGUUAUUAUGAAGACAUGUCAUAUUAUGUAAAAGCCUGAUUUGAAUCAUAGAUAAUCCUCUCGAUUGUCUAGCUAAUUAGCUGAAGUUAAUUACAUCUGUUGAAAAUGGGUCAAAAAAUACUGUAGAUCAAUUUGACUGCAGAAAUGGAAUAUACCAAUUCUUUGUCUAUAAAACAUUCUGUUGCAUAGAUGUUAGUUCGUUAUACAGUAUUUCACGAAAUUUAUAUAAUUAUGAAAUAAAAUGCAUUGUAUGCUAAUUACAGUUACUAAAUUAUAAUUAUAUUGAAGUACGAUGUCAAUUAAUGGACUUGAUAUCAUUCUGAGUCUUCUUAAAUCCAGUUAGAAGAGAUGGGCAUUCGGAGGCGAACAUAUUAUAUGCCUCUCCAUAGAAGUAAGCAUGCAAAUCAUCCAUUCCGUCCCAAGCUAUGUCACCUUCAGCAUCAUCUGUAUCAGUUUCUAAAAAGCGUAUUAACUUUUUAAGUGUUUCUUGAUCAGCGUCUUGAUAACCCUUGGGACUAAUCUUGUACUCUACGUAAUAUACUGCCAAUCCAAUGUCAAAUGAAACAUUUCCUACAAGAAAGUAACAAAGUAAGCUUUUAAUGCAACUUUCAUGCACACAGUGAGAUUGGGAUGAAGUUGAUGCAAAUUUAAAUUAAAAAGCUGCUAACUAAGCCAGUGAACUAAAGCGGUAUAUAAAAAAGGUUGCGAUGUAGCCCGUUUUAAAUUUGCGUUUUUAUGAAUUUAGUCGUAUAUUGCUUAGUAAUUUGGGGUUUACAAGCGGAACUCGAGAUGUUGUUAAAAACAAUUAUUCGUUUCUAGCUAAAUGGGCUCCUCCCAAUAAGUAAAUUCCUUUCAUCAGGAUUAAUCCAAUAUAUUAUGUCAUCAUAUAUUUUAUUUUUGAACCCAAAAAGUUGUUUCUUUUUCAGUUACAGUUUCGUUUUAUGAUUUUCACAUAAGUCUUCUUGCGUUAAACGUUUUUAUGUGAAUGAGGAUUUUUAGUCAAAACGAACGUAUUUUUUAAUGUAACGUUAUCCAGAGUUAUUUCUUUACGUGUAGCAAUGGGCAGAAUUUGUACCAGCUAACCACUGUAGCCUGCGUCACAGCAAUGUGUGAGUUUCAUGAAACUGCCAGACCGCCAGUUUUGAUAAGGUGCAAUUGCGACCAUGCAACUAAAGUUCGUAAGAAAUUGUUAUACAUUUUGGGCAUCUUGUGGGACAGGACAUAGUGAGGGUUUUUAUAUAUAGGGAGUUUAUCGCUGAUAAAAGUUAAGCCCCCAACCUAUCUUAAUUGAUUAUUCUCAAUAUAUAUAUAUAUAUAUUGUAUAAACUUGGAGCGAAAUAUGAACACAAACGUUCUACAUAACAUUCACUGAUAUCACUAAAAAAUGAUAAAUUGUAUAUGGAAAUUUCUUCAAAUGUUUUGUACAUAACUUAAAAGAACGUAAAAAUAUAUUUAGCGCCCAUGAGCCUUUAUUUCACCACUACCGCCUUCAAAUAAGCCCCUAUACUCCAGAAGCACUGGAUGAUGGAGAAAAAUAAGCCCCCAGCCUGGGACGAAAUAGAGAAAAUAGCUACGGUAUUCUAGACUGUGCUGUUGUUUAUCUUACCGUUUCGAUAAGCUGCCAUAAGAACAUAGUGCACCUUCCCAUCAAAGGCAAAACGCUCGUUUUUAGCCAUGCUGCCUUCCGCAUCAAUCACAUUAAUCGUGUUUUCCAGGAUAUUUUGGAGAUUGCGCGGCAUGUUUGUCAUUUGGGCAACGUGAUCGAUAAGCUUGAGAACAUCUAAAGGAUCUACGCCAAGCUUCAUGUUGCAAAAACUGUUGAUGUUUCUGUAUUUCAUGGCAACAGUUUUUAACCGCUGUUUUAUUUCUUUUGCUGAAUCUCCUGGCAGAGUUUUCUUAAACAUUUCCUGCAUCUGGUCUAACAUUCCCGACAUGGCAGUGCUGACGUUCACCUUUACCUUACCAGAGGGAGGUUUAUUCAUGUUGCUCCGGUCUUUUUUCUCAGAAGUGAAAUACGAGUUGUAAUACUUUUCGAUAGCUUGCUUGAUACCAGAUUUUUCGAUGUAUGUUGUAAUAUUGGCAAACCAAGUGUGAUAAGUAUCGUUAGCGAGUGACACCAAGCUUCCAACCUGCUCAAAAAUACACUGUGUUUUGUCUUUGUGGUCUUUGCAAUAUUCUUUACUGAAUAACUUGGAGUACUUCUCAUACGUCUCUGAUGUUAUUUCUGGGCCGUAGUUGUGAAACAGAAGAUAAAUACAAAUGUAUUUCCACGGGAUGGAAGGCAUUUUCGAAUUCUCUGUCUGUGCAUGCGCUCGUUAUGCUGUUGAUGCGCUCGUUGUGUAUAGGCAAACUUAAUACACCAUUCGAUUUAAAUGUAUUUCGUUUUAAAUAUCCCCUUGUGUUAUGAAAAUGACGGAUACAAAUAUCCUGCAAAUACAAAACAAGGGCUGUCAAAGCGAUGCAUGGAAACAUGGUAUAUGAUUAGUUGGGCGUCCAUCACCUUCAACCUGUGACGUUGAACUCUUAAGGUGGAACUCCAAUAUUGUUUAAUAACUUAUUAAAUCUUUAUCUUUCUAAGGUCUAUUGAACUCCAGUAUCGUUCAGUGACUUAUUAAUUUAAACAGUUGACAAUUUUAGCAAGUGGCUUAUAUUAUUAAAUUUAUUAAUAGUAAUUAUUUUAUUACUUAGAUUAAGUUAAAUAUAUACAUGCAUUGUUAUUGUUUUAAUAUAUCUUUAAUUAUAGAAUUCCAUUCACUUUCAAAGAGGAUUUUUGAAGAGGUUUAUUUUAUUUUUAACAACGUUUCGGACAGUUUUACUGUCCGUCUUCAGGUUAUUACAACUUUGUGAAUGUGAAUUGAAUUCUAUAAUUAAUGAUGACCAGAGGUGAAAGUUUUAGAAAAAUAAUUAAUAAAUCUUCAUUAUUAUUUCGCAGUAAACUAGCUAACUGGGUAAAUUCCUUGAAUUGUGAUUGCGAGUAAAAUAGGGAUUUGCCGCAACCUCUCCUACAUCAAUACAUAAUUGAAAAGAUAAACGCGACAAUAUUGUUAUUACAUGCUCUUAUUUUAUCUAAACAUCUGAAAAGAAAAAUCACUGAAUGACAUAGAGUACUUUUGCGUUCUCAUUUUAUUAAUAAAUAGUUGCUUGAUUGCAGGACAUUAGCAACCAACCAGAGAAACCAAGGGACGGGCUUGAUCACAUUUGACACAUACAGUUUGAAUGUUUGAAAUUUGGAGUAGUAAUGAAGUAGGCACCGUUUGAAUGAAGACAAUUAAGGUCAUAUAACACCCUAAAUCGUACAAAAGAUAUAACACCCUAAAUCGUACAAAAAAAUUUUUAUUUUUACAUAUUCACAAAGUUUAAAAAUAAUUUUUUGAAAAUAUUUAAAAUUGGAUGAGUUUUUUUUUGUUUUUUUUUUGUUUUUGUUUUUCAAAUUAUAUUCCUAGCAAGAGAGUGCAACUUGUUUAAACUUCCACCCCCCCCCCUCCCCCUCUCCCCCCCUCCCCCAUGGUUGUUGUUGAAAAUUACCUCUAUAUAACCACAGAGCAAAAUACGGCAAAUCGAACGGCCAGUACGUUUAAUUAGAUGUUAUACCUUUGUGUUUCUUCACUCAAGGCAUUUCCAAUUUGAAGUGAUGAGAAGAAUAACAACUGGGAUUUCAUCUCCUCAGGCCAUAGCUCAGCCACAGAGAACCCCUUUCACGAAUUACGGAUUAUAAACCGCUUGCAUUGUUCUUGGUUAACGUCAACCGGAUUAUCUUUGCAAUUGCAGCCAGGAGGAGACAGUAGCAUUAUGUUUGAAAAACCAUGCCAUGUUUACAGCCUGUUUUCAGACGAAUAAAUUUUGCGAUAUAUGCACAUAUUGAAAGGUUAAGAAAAGCAUGCAUUUUAACUAGGGUGUCUGGGAAUUGUUUUAGAUCAAAAUUAAGUAAGAUACAGGCCUUUACAUGCCAUUGUUUUGUGUAACAACAUAUGUCUAGAAAAGAACUACAUCUAGCUUGAUAAAGCCUGAAAAUCGAAAAUCCCAGACACCAUUUUUUAGAUCAAUAAUAGUAUGGGGAAGAGGGGUUCUGGCGCGGAUCGUGCACUAAGCACCACCCAUGACGUCAUCGUGGUGUUAGGUCAUAUUGGUCACAUGCAGUUAUAAUCCAAUUAAGCAAGCGUUACUAUUGAUUGCAUGUCAUUUCAAGAAAAUCUUCAAAAGGGAGAUAAAUGGGGUAACGCGAAUUCGAAACCGUACUGAUUUUAGAGCAAAAUAUACUGCUAUGCUUGGAUGCAUACAUAAAUUAACAGACACGAAUUAACGUUUUAAACCAUUUAUUUCUUAAGUAUAUAGCUAGGGUUCUCUGCUUGUAAACACCAGGACGUAACGGGACUUAUGAGCAGAUGAGCACCUGCUCAUAAUGCUCACGACGAAGAAAGAAACUUCAUGGCGGAAAUUGAAUUCCGGAUAGGGUUUAGUAUAGUCAAAGAUGCUGUUACUUUUGGUACUGUUUUUGUGCCUAGAUACCAAUGCCCUACAUCGACCUCACAUCGACCCCUCAUUGACCUAUCAUUCUACAAUACAUAUCGAGUGUGUACAAAAACUACGUGUUAUACUAAAAUGUAUUGAUGAAAAUGUCAGCUUAGAGUGCGGAAAACCUGCGUGGUGCGGAUGUCUGUGGCUGCAGUUUUAAAGACAUAAAAAAUCUUGUCAUUUUUGCAUGGGUCGGCCGGGUACAAAUCAAAAUCAUGGCUAAAACACGCGAAAAUAUAUGCAUUUGCAUGUCUACUAAUCAAUUUUCUGCAGUGGUGUCCAGGCUUCCAUGAACGAAGAAUGUACACCCAGUCUUCGGGUCUAAACGGGCCUUAUGAACAGAUGAGCAUGUGCUCAUGAGCAGUUAUGAGCCUGUGCUCAUCAUAUUAUAAUACUGCAUUUUUUUAAGAUUUUAUUCAUUCAGUAAUUUUUUGGUAAAAAUUGUGUUAUAAUGAUCUUGUGUGAUAGAGAUGUUAAGCUAGCCCAACCCUCACUUCCCCUAAUGAUAAUCAGGCCUGCCUAACAUAGUCCAUCUUGUUGCCUUGUCGAAGCCAUGAUAACAUUCGAGACAACAUCAAAUUCGACGAAUCCCAAGCUGCAUGUUAAUCCUACACGUAUAGAACUUUGUUCCUUUGGUCUAUUCCUUCUUGCUUUCUGACAAACUUUGUAUUUUUUUCUGGCUAAAGAACAGCGAUGAAGCAGGGAAAAACAGAGAAAGAGCAAAGCACGACAGAUCACAGUGCAUUAUUGCGUCACAAUGCACGCCCAUUAGCCAAUCAAAUUGUCUGUUAUAUCACACUUAUAUUAUAAUACUUAUUCAAACUUCUAACGUCGUCCCCGGGGUCAGAACCGGGGUGGGGCGCAAUUAACUUGGUAAAGUUUUUCUCGGUUUAGUAAAUUUUGGCUAACACAAAUUCAAAGUAGUAACCGCUACAAAAUCUGGUCAUGCUGCUGAUAGUGCUUUGGUAAUCUACAACAUUGCAUGUUCAGCGGAAUUUCCUGUCCGAAAAAUAAUUGUUCCACAGUUGAAGGGAUGUUUCACGCGCUAAUUUAUUUGAGAUUAUAUUAAAAAUUGACAAAAGGACACCAGAUAGUAACAGAAUUAAAGUAUAAAAUAUAUUGUAGUAACAGAAAGGAGAUUAUUUGAACAGAACUUUGUGGAACAAAUUUAUGACAAUGAUGUCCCACAAACGGUAACUUAGAACAAUUUGUGUAAAAUGUCAUUCGUGUCGUCGCUUGUCCAGCCUUUCUGUAAGCAUAGUACGCAAAAUUUAAAAAUGUAAAAGAUUGUAUAAAUUUAGCAUGCAUUUUUGAUUUUUGAGCCUCGAGAAUUACCAAAAAAGAAAUUCGUGACUUUCUUUUGCUAUUUUGGUUGCGUUAAUUCGGAAUAACAAUAUCAAGUUAAGCAUGUCAAUCGGGUUCCCCAAAAUGGAUGAAAAUGAAAAGAUUUAGGAUGCAAUUUUUAAUUAUUCAUUGUUUAUCGUAUUUUCAGAAUUGAUUGUGUAGAUAUGAUUUUUCGAUAUAUUAUUUCCGUAUUUCAUUUUCACACCGGAAAAUGCUGUUUCUGUUUUUGAUUGUUUGUUACUGUGUUUUAAUUUAAUUUAAUUUAAUUUGAUUUAAUUAUUUUUUUUAAUUUAGUAACUGUGGCGUUACAUAAAUUACAAAUUCUGGCAGGGUCCCCACAAUGUUCUGUUUAUUAUAUAGUCCCAUUUACUAAUAGUCACGUGAUCGAUAUCUUCACUAGUGAAGAUAUGGAAAAUAUGUCACUGUGUAUUUCUCAAUAUCUCACUCUCUACUAUAUAAUAAACAAGAUCACGCACAGAGUUGCAUAAGACAUAUAGUUUUUUAUAGUUUAAUUGCAUUGAAGGACAUACAGCAUUGCGUGUUGUGCGCUUACGUCAUGCCUAAUUUCUGUCUUAAACGAGUUGCAAGGUGCAUACACUUGACCAACUCCAAAUGUUUGAUCUGCUACCAAAAACGGUGACAGAAAUAGAAUGACACUUUUGGAGUUAAUUCAAGUCCUUGAAAUUUCCAGUGUAUACAAGCGUCACAGCGACAGAAAUAUAACUAGUAUAAAUUAGCAUUGACAUAUAAUAUUUAGUAAAAUCCUGACUGAGAACAAGCACUUCUAUAUGGUGGUGCGCAUGCAUGUGAAUUUGUUAACUUACAGCGCAUUGGUUAUAGUUUUUAGCACUCUUUGGAAUGUUUUAAUAAAAUUGUUUAAUUAAAUCAUUAGCAGAAAUUAUAUUUGUAAUAAUUUCGUUUUGUAAUAUAUAGGUAACGUACCAGCUGAAGAUAUUAACUACGGCGUUAUUUAGUGUUCUUCUCCUGGGAAAACAACUUGGUAAAUUGAAAUGGUUAUCACUAGUUAUCUUAAUGUUUGGAGUCACGCUUGUUCAGGUAAUGUUUCAUAAUGAUAUACCUUGAAAUGUUUGUAUUGACAAGAUAUAUAGUGUCUUAUAGUUUUCACAUCAGUGCGCCAGCCAUUUGUAAUUCGUAAAUAAGAAAUAGUGUAGAGACUGGCGGAAAUGUUUGGUGUGCUGGGGCCCUUGAACGUUUGUGGUUAUGUCGGAAAUUUAGAAGGUUUUGUUGGAAAUUUAGGACUGUGUUCUCCAAUGCGAAAAGUGAAUUUCUGCAGAAUACAAAAUUAAUUUAUGGUGUAACCGUGGGAGUAGAGCCUGAGUAGAACGGCUUGUGUGGCUGUGGAUAAUUACAACGUGUGUUUUAAUAUUGUGAAAUAUCGGUUCUGGUUUUUCCAUUUCUCAUGUCCCUAUUUUUAUGUUUUUAUUGUUUAUUUCUACUUUCAUAGGUGAACUUGUUUACAUGGGUUCUGUUUUUCAUAUACUUUUUAAAUACAACGUUGCAUGGGUUGCGCCUGCCCACAUUUUUGGACUGGUAAAUAAUUUGGAAAUGGCGAAGAAAAUUCAAUAUAAGAAAUGUAUUCUUCACUUUUUGAUUUAGGAGAUCCUGACGAUGGGAUUAGCUUCUCAGUUUUGUGCAGCUUUUAUUCAUAAUAUUUAUAAAGAAGAGCAUGCAUGCAUUUCUUUCACAAUUACAGUAUUUGCACCGAAGUAUAAGAAUGAUCAGUUUAAUAUGGGGAGCUCCUGUGCCUUCUCCCCGAGUGCAAUUAUCUUUCCAGUUUUACUUCAUUUUUAAAAUUCUUAAAAAUGGUAAUAUUUCUUUGUGUCAUUGCAGUGGCGAAGUGAAGACCCGAGUAAACAAGAAAAUGUAAACGAGGGUGCUGAAGAAAAAAAUAUUUCCAAAUCUGUAGUAGGUCUUCUUGCGGUAUUAUGUGCGUGUUUCUCAAGUGGGUUUGCUGGAGUAUAUUUUGAAAAAGUUUUAAAAACCUCUCGCGCUUCUCUGUGGAUGAGAAACGUUCAAUUAG